UGGCUAGUGGAACUUGUCGCGAGACAGACUGGUGAUGAUGGGCAGCAUGAAGUGGUAGAUCACUACUAGUCGUGACUGCACGGUGAAGCUUUCUCAGCAUUGGCAGAACAAAUCUUGGUGCGGGCUGUCGCGAGCCUACUCGAGAGAAAUAUGUGAACAAAACGCGCGAAGUUGGUAAUUGAGAAGAGUGCCGACAUGGCUACGCCAACAAGAACACAAGCAGUCUCGACUCCCAAGUCACAUCUUACCCCGAACAAAGUAAACGCCUCUCCGCGACCCGGUACGUCGGGAAAUAAUGCGAGUCGAAAUUUGGCCUACAAAUCCCCGGCUGUCAAAACGCCAGCUUCACUACAAGGCCACGGUCAUCACCUCAGUGUGUCCUCCCAGCCAUCCUCCACUCCUCUAGGCCCCAACACGAUCCACGACGAUCUGCUCGCAAUGAAUUCACCUGCUGCGGCUCUCAUCGCUUCCAUGGGCUCAACGGGAAUGACGCCACUGGCGAACGGCGCAGAUGGCUUGGGCAUAACCAGCAACGGGCAAGGGGCCACACCAAGAGCGACCGCGGUUUCUGCCAAUCCUGAAAUGGAGCGCCUGCAGAGAAUACAAAUGGUGGCGAGUACGCUGAAAAGCCGAGUGGCAGGGCGCGGUUUGACACGAGAAGGAGUUGAGAGGAUAGCACAAGUACAUGGAUUUUCCACAUUGUUGGACGAAGGGAACCUCUCGAUCGCUGGUAAGGCCACGGUCGAUCUUGAGGUAGUUUUCGAUACAGUCGAUCGAGACCUGAUUCGAGAGGUCAACCUCAAACUCAUCAAGAAUGACGCGCCCGAGGCCCAAUUUCAAGAGCAAGGCACGCAAGUUCUAAAGGACAACCUCCAGCCAUUUACCAUUGUCGAUGGGAUUGCCCAAUGGACAGAUCUACGCGACUACGAAUCCAAUCUGGACUACCUUCGCCAGCUGGAUUGCAUUCAAGGUGGCAUUGACGCCGUCGACAGUCUCUAUGAUGCCUUCCAGAAGAUUUGGAAUGCUGAAAAGGAUAGACUGAAACCCGUCAAAGUACGACAACGUCUCAGGCGCAGUGCCCUGGGCCGACCAUACAUGGACCGGACACCAAGAUUGGGUCUGGCCAUUGAUUAUUGGAACCGCAGACCGGACUCACAACCGGCUUCGGAAGACGACAACGACGACCCUCUUCCCGAUGAUAGUAUAUACUCAGCGAACAUAUCAUGUGAGCAAGGCAAGCCUUAUACGCUGCCACUGGACAACUGGGUAUCCGAAUCCGUUCUCACUCAAGCACCACAAAGCGAGAAUCAACCGGAAGAGGAGGUGAAAGUGGAGCCAGACUGGCAGGCCUCUGCCGAUGAAGCCGAUUAUCUGAACUUGGUCGAAAAAGCAGACGCUGUGGACCCGACUGGAGACCAAAAGACAGAUGCUCCACCGAACAUACUGACAAUGCACUUCAUAUCCAACUUGGUGCCAGAGGUAUACCUACCCCUGAACGUGGCGGAAAGUAUUGUGGAGCUCGGUAUGUUUGAAAUGAACCCGGAAAUGACGGUGACGUACCAGAAGGCCCUGCAGGACCACUUCAACACCACCAAAGCACGUGGUAGUCAAAGUACAUCCGAGGAAAGAUGGCCCAGAUGUCUGCCAAUCACGUCCGGGGAUGGACCCUCAAGGUAUCGCCACCACUCAUACGCGCUGCAUUCAGUUCAGCCCGGAGCUGUACUCUGGUGCUAUCCGGUUACCCGUCUGAAGUUCAUUCAUCCUAGACAACUGGCAGGAGCCAUACCAAUCCUGCGUCAAUAUGCUUUGGUCUGGAGUCUUUUACGAAGUCUCGUGGAAUAUGGAGACGCCGAAACGAACACAGAGUCCACGGCUGCCGCCGAUUAUCCCACUCAGAAGAAGGGGAUCGCGGCCAGACCCUCUCGAACUUCGAGAAGAAGUAAUGCCAGAGCCGCCAAAAGCAGGCUUGAUGACUUAUUGGGAGCUGGUAGUCCAUUAAAAGGACAAGACGACGUGAUCCCUGUCGAUGUCAGCCUUGAUACCGUGUCAGACAGUCCCAAAGCCAAACUGGAUAUCUACGUCCCGCUACUUGGAUCCCUCGCCGGCAAAAGACAGAGUCCUUUCAUAUUCAUCUCUUUACAUGUGUGUCCCAAUGGGACAAUUGAGGUCAAGGACUUGAACGGUUUGGAAGGUGGGGGGGACGUUGAUGACUUGAAGUUUCGUAAUAUGGUUUCCCGUAUCAUUACAAUGACAGAGGAUAUCGGCUUGUUAGUCGAGUGGCUUCUAAUGAAGGCUCGAAGAUCAGGAUGACGGUUGGAAGUAGCAAUAGAAGCAAAGAGGAAAGCUUCUCUGUGUAUUGGUACUACGAUGAAGACUCCUUUCUAAACACUGUCUGUGAGACGUUGGUAUUCGUCUAAGGGAGUGCCUCAUCAUCAACUAAAUCGAUGUGAUGAUUCGGACAAAAGGAUGCCAUCACCCUUUGAUAAAAAGAGGUUUCUCAUACUGAGCUACUAUUAUUUCAAAGAUACCUAACUAAGGUACACUUCACAUUACG
This is a messenger RNA of Exophiala oligosperma, 2554 nucleotides long. RefSeq lists its product as uncharacterized. Gene Ontology annotation, biological process: regulation of transcription by RNA polymerase II. Gene Ontology annotation, cellular component: mediator complex. The transcript has a single exon. The coding region runs from base 196 to 2310 and encodes 704 amino acids. Gene Ontology annotation, molecular function: transcription coregulator activity. NCBI's taxonomy places the organism in Eukaryota, Fungi, Ascomycota, Eurotiomycetes, Chaetothyriales, Herpotrichiellaceae. The record is from RefSeq and is a predicted model, not a curated record.